AUGUUUUACGUUAGUUACGCCCGCGAUGGACACCGUUCUCACCUGUUCAGUUUCGGUCAGGGUCCCGUGUUUGAAUACAGCACGGGCACUAUAUCGUCCAUGACCGCCAUGACGGAUUCAGAUAUCACCAAAAUUGCCGAUGAAAAGCUCCUAUCGCAUUCGGCGCGUGUCAAAGACAAGGUCCUUUUGAUUACUGGCGGUGCUAGUGGUAUUGGAAAGGCGACAGCUCUCCAGUUUGCUGCCCAUGGGGCCAAGGUCGUCAUUGGGGACAAGGAUGCAGCUGGUGCACAGGCAACGGUUGACGAAAUCGUUCGAGCUGGAGGUCUAGCGACAUGUAUAUCCUGCGAUGUUUCUGCUUGGGACGACGUCGUGGCGUUAUUCGAGUUGGCCAUGAAGGCAUAUGGGGCUAUUGAUAUCGUGGUAGCUUGCGCGGGAGUAUCGGAAAUAGGCGCAUUUGGGGUGGUAAAAUUCGACACGAAUGGCAAGCCUCUCAAGCCAAUUUUGGCUACCAUUGACAUCAACCUGAUUGGCACUUUAUACAUCGCCCAUCUCGCCCAACAUUAUCUUGCUCAAGCUCGAACUGAAGGAGAUCUGAAAUCUCUGGUACUACUUGGUUCGAUAGCCUCAUGGAAGGCCAUUCGACGAGGAACAAUGUACAGUGCCUCAAAACACGCCGUACUCGGAACCAUGCGCUCUUUACACCCCGACUUCGCUGAACAAGACAUUCGCAUCUCAGUCGUCAGCCCUUUCUUCGCCGAUACACCCAUUGUUGCUUUGCCAAUCAAACUACUCCUGGCUGGCAUUCCUUUGACUCCGGUCACACGAAUUGUUGGCGCCAUCUUCUACUCCGCAACUGAUCCCGACCCGGAUUCUAACGGUUCCGCUUGGUUGUUACUCGACGAUGGCCCUGUAUUCCAAGUAUCCAAAGAGGACUUUAAGCUUGGCGUGUAUAAGGUUCUCGAUGAUCGAAUCAACAGUCUACAGAAGGGCGUGACGGGUUUGGUUUAUUACUCUCGGCUGGUGAAAGACGUCAUCCGUCUCCUCAAGGCUCCUUUGACGCUGACACUCUUGGGUGGCCUUAUUUGGCAUCAACAGAACAGCAUUCGACAGCUUGUGCAUCUGUAG
Guyanagaster necrorhizus is the source of this 1125-nucleotide messenger RNA. RefSeq names its product NAD(P)-binding protein. The transcript is spliced from 9 exons. The record is from RefSeq and is a predicted model, not a curated record. Bases 1 to 1125 code for a protein of 374 amino acids. Lineage: Eukaryota; Fungi; Basidiomycota; Agaricomycetes; Agaricales; Physalacriaceae.